Molecule: messenger RNA, 1841 nt
Organism: Exophiala oligosperma
Lineage: Eukaryota; Fungi; Ascomycota; Eurotiomycetes; Chaetothyriales; Herpotrichiellaceae
Exons: 2
Coding region: 128-1237 (369 amino acids)
Biological process (GO): mRNA splicing, via spliceosome
Cellular component (GO): precatalytic spliceosome; U2-type prespliceosome; U1 snRNP
Molecular function (GO): mRNA binding; U1 snRNA binding
Source: RefSeq, a predicted model, not a curated record
CAGGCAGUUCAUCUUCGCCAUCACGUUGCUUGUAUUAGUAGAUCUUGGUUUCUUUUCCUCAUUUCACCCUCAUGGUCACUCCUUUCUCUUCGACCCCGACCUUUCUGUAACAACACACCAGUCCAAGAUGACAGAUAAACUCCCACCCAACCUGCUAGCUCUCUUCCAGCCGCGACCUCCUCUUCGCUACAUUCCUCCUCAGGACACUGCUCCCGAAGAGCGAGCUGUGAAGACGUCACAGUUGUCUGGCAUUGCAGCGUUCCUCCCUCAAUUCCAAGACUACAAAGAGACAGACGAGUAUCACCCCACAGAGUCAUGGCUGCAACAACGCGAUCGGAAACGAUUGGAGAAACAGAAAUGGCUGGAGCAGAUGAAGAAUGAGAACUUUCCAGAUUACAAGCCAAGCGAAGACCCAAAGAUCAAAGGUGAUGCUGAGAAGACUCUGUUCGUAAGCCGCCUCAGUUACGACAUCAAAGAAUCAGACUUGGAACGUGAGUUUGGAAGGUUUGGUCCCAUCGAACGGAUACGAAUCGUCAAGGAUGAGACGAAUCCCAAACCCAAAAAGCCGCAUCGUGGUUAUGCCUUUAUCGUCUACGAACGUGAAAAGGAUAUGCGAGCCGCCUACAAAGAAACAGAUGGUCUACGGAUCAAAGAUCGCAGAGUGGUUGUCGAUGUGGAACGUGGCCGAAUGGUACCUGGCUGGAGGCCUCGAAGAUUUGGUGGUGGUUUAGGAGGAAGAGGGUACACAAAACAAGCACCUGCCAAACCUACCUUUGGAGCACCUCAAGGUGGCUAUGGAGGAGGUUUCCGCGGUGGUUUUGGAGGUCGGGGUGGUUUCCGAGGGGGCUUCCGUGGCGAUCGAGGUGGCUAUGGUGGACGAGGUGGCAUUGGCUACCAGGGUGGCGGUGGAUUCGGUGGUCGACAAGGAGGUUAUUCGAAUGGACCUCCACCGCCAAAUGCGCCCAGUGGUCCUGGUGGUCGCAGUGGUUAUGGCGGAGGUUACGAAGAUCGUCGCAAUGGAUACGGAGGUGAUCGGGGCGGCUCAGGAGGCAAUCACGAGCCCCUUGGUGGUCGCGACCGUGGGUACGACCGUGAUCGUGAACGAGAUCGACACCGAGAUCGCGACCGCGACCGUGAUCGAUACGGUGGUGGAAGAAGAGAUGACGACUACAGCUCGAGAAAGCGACACCAUGACAACGACGGCCACGACGAUCCGAGACAGAGACGGCGUUACUGAAGACCCUUACAACUACAAAGUGUCUGUUGCCACACUCACACUCCGGUUGGUUGGUGGGUAUUUUAUGCUGCUUGUAUUCAUACCAUAUUCCUCGGUCUACAAAUUCGCUUCACGGCCAUGGUAAGAAGCCAUGAAACCCUCAGUGCCGCGUCUCACAGAGAGCCAGCUGCCAACGUUGUUGGAGAUCGACCGAACGGUCAGUUUCACUCUGCACUGGUCGCCAUUCAGGUGACCCGCCUCGUAAACUGCUUGUCCGCUGGACUGCUCGUUUCAAGAUGCUGAAACAAAACAUUUCUCCAGCCGCAAUGUACUUGGAAAUCAUCUUACAUAAAGAAAAGCCAACCCCGUUUGUUGGACGAGCUGGAUGUUCCUGGCUCACGAUGGCAGGAAAUGUACCACCGUUUGCUGCGGCCUCGACUUGGACUGGUAAGAGCGCAAGUACUUCUGUAAAAUAGUCUCUAAUGGGUAGGACGAAUCCUUGCAUUUGGUAUCUUGCUUUUAAUAUGUGCAUUAUCCUAGGUGUCACGUAGUGACCAAGAUAUGGCCAGAGGCUGUGCAUGGCAUUAGAUAAUUGAUUUCUGAUAUUGAUUCUAUUGGACUUUGA